Neolamprologus brichardi is the source of this 1908-nucleotide messenger RNA. It is a transcript of the gene atf1, whose product is annotated as activating transcription factor 1. The record is from RefSeq and is a predicted model, not a curated record. Gene Ontology annotation, cellular component: ATF4-CREB1 transcription factor complex; nucleus. Gene Ontology annotation, molecular function: protein binding; RNA polymerase II cis-regulatory region sequence-specific DNA binding; DNA-binding transcription factor activity, RNA polymerase II-specific. NCBI's taxonomy places the organism in Eukaryota, Metazoa, Chordata, Actinopteri, Cichliformes, Cichlidae. Gene Ontology annotation, biological process: regulation of transcription by RNA polymerase II.
AGCAGCACCGCCCAUUUCCUUUGGGAAAAAAGUGGUCAGCGAUUUUUUUAGCUGACAUCUUUAUGUUUUUAGCCUUUUAGCCUUCGGUGCUAAGUACUUUUAGGAUUACUUUUUUUGAUCAAAGGUCUAUACCCAAAUCGCAGGAAGUCCACGCUGUGAGCGAGAGCAGCUUCUCUGCAUUUGAAAAGUUACUAUGGAAGAAGUACAGCAGGUCAGCAAUGGUAUUGAGUUACAGACUGCAACCAUUCCCACUACCAUCACAACCUCUCAGUUCUCACAGAUAGGCCACCAGAUGUCACUGGGUGGUUCUCCUGUAGCUGUUGUGCAGCUGCCUGGUGGUCAGUUUCAGGUUCAGGGUGUGAUCCAGUCUGCACAGUCAUCAGUCAUUCAGUCCCCUCAGGGGCAGAAUACACAAGCCCUGGGUACAGACAGUGAAGACUCACAGGAUUCAUCAGACAGUGGAGCAGCAACUCAAAAAACCAGAGAAAUACUGGCGAGGCGGCCUUCAUAUCGAAAAAUCCUGAAUGACCUUUCAGCAGAGGAAGUGGCACACAUUGAGGGAAAGGACAGCAGUCCCACAUCCACAGGAGUUACGGGUGUUACAGUACCAACCACACCAAUCUACCAGACCAGCAGCGGCCAGUACAUUACCAUAGCUGCAAAUGGCACAAUCCAGCUGGCAUCUCCAGGGUCUGAAGGCAUUCAGGGACUUCAGGCUGUCACCAUGGCCAACUCUGGUGGAGCCCAGUCAAGCACCACCAUCCUUCAGUAUGCCCAGACACCUGAUGGACAGCAGAUACUGGUGCCUAGCAAUCAGGUUGUUGUACAAGGUGCAGGAGGAGAAGUGCAGACGUACCAGAUCCGCACAGCACCCACAUCCACUUCCUUGCCUCAGACUGUAGUUAUGACGUCUCCUGUGGGACUGUCCCAGACUAAAACUGAUGAUCCAACACUGAAAAGAGAAAUUAGGCUCGCAAAAAACAGAGAGGCAGCCCGUGAAUGUCGACGGAAGAAAAAGGAAUAUGUUAAAUGCCUGGAAAACCGCGUAGCUGUUCUUGAGAACCAAAACAAGACUCUGAUUGAAGAACUCAAAACAUUAAAAGAUCUUUAUUGUGUUAAAACAGGGUAACCUGUGUGAAUAAUGUUCAUGGAUUGGGACGUAGUGUGACAGUGGUGCACCUCAGCCAUUUGGACGUGAUGGGGUUUCUGGGAACACUUCAUUUCAGGCUGAGAUUCUACAGGGUUUUGUUUUUUGUUUUUUUUACUCUGUUUGAUAUAAAAAAAAGUGACUUAUAGCAGUGACGUUUACUCAGAAAAAAAAUACAAAUUGGCCAUUUUUCCACCUGCUGUUUUUAAAAAAUGCUAAUGCUAUAACAUUUAUAGUUGUGUACAUUUUUAAUAAUGGGAGAUGUGAAAUUGUGAGCUUUAAUGUUUAGUCUCAGUUUCUAAAUGUAUCCCUUUCCUUUUUUUCUUGUUUUUUUUUUUUUAAAACUUUGCUGUUGGAUUUUUUUUUUUCUUAAACAACAUCUGCAGAAAUUUGACUAUAUAAUUACUACACAGACAUAUUUUGUUUAUUUUAUGAACCAGCAUUUCCCUUCAUUUCCCUAUAAGGAGAUGUUACAAUUGUCAUUCCUUAUGUUUGUGCAAUGCAAUAUAAAAGGUAAGAGAGAAAGGAAACAAACAAAAUUAAGUGUGGUUUGUUUGGGUGUUUUAUGGCCGUUCCUUAGACAAUCAGGGAAAAAAAGCACGGUGUCCAGGUAAUAUUUAUUAUAUACAUCAUGGGAGGGAAGGGAAAGGAGAACAAAACAGUAAAUGAAAUGUUGCUGAUUGUGUAAAUAAAUAUAUUUUCACUCAAUUUAUGUAGUGUGGCUAAUGUAUUGCAAUAAAAAUGUAAGCAGAUCUGUUAUA